This is a messenger RNA of Bipolaris sorokiniana ND90Pr, 750 nucleotides long. RefSeq lists its product as uncharacterized. NCBI's taxonomy places the organism in Eukaryota, Fungi, Ascomycota, Dothideomycetes, Pleosporales, Pleosporaceae. The coding region runs from base 42 to 707 and encodes 221 amino acids. The record is from RefSeq and is a predicted model, not a curated record. The transcript has a single exon.
UAGUAGUCUAGUCGGAUGCCCAUACUACUACACUACACUACAUGCCUCCUCCUCCUCCUCCCCCCCUCGUCCAGCCAACAUCCAGCCCAGCCCGCGGCGCACGGGGCCCCCAUGGUGGCUUCACCAAGCCCUUCCGUGUGCAUUGCCGUAAUUUACUCGUCCAGAAAGCCCUCCGCUCGCGCGCUAUGCCGUCUUGGUCGCCAGGCAAUCGCAUGGCGCCUACCGUGUGCGUUGGCUCCUCAAUGCGAAAUGACAUAUGCCGGCCAGGACCCCGUUUCCACUCGUCGACCGAUGCUGGCUGCGCUGACGGCCCUGGUCCGCUGCCCUGCACUGCACUGCACUGCACUGCACUCGCUCCCAUUCCACGCGACAGACGACGUCUCUGCCCGCUUGUCUUGCCCUGUCCAUGUAGCAACCCCUCCCUGACCUGCUGCUAUUGCUGCUAUUCUGCUGCUGCUUCUGCCGCCAGCACUCCCCUGCGUUUGCGUGCCGGAUCGGAGACGAGGUUCCACCCCGCCAAUUCGCCUCGUCGCCAUGCCUGCCUGCCUGUGCCCGCCCACCCACCAAUCCCACAGCCGGCCGUUGGCGCCCUCUCGCUUGCCCCUAGCCAGCCUCGCUGCCUGCCCGCUACCCGCUUACUCGGAAUGACCUUAAUGCUCAACGUUAUCCCAUCACCUGUCAACCCGAGAUUGACGACUGUGCUUUAGUGGGCGUUUGCCCGACGACUGAGCUGCACAGUCCAUAAAAAAA